CUUCCGUCCGUGCGUAUUUGACAAGCGCAACACGGAAAUGACGCAGAUGUAAUGCGUUUGUUUUAAGCGGUGCAAGAGGAACGUGUGUAGCGUGCGAGAUUGUUUUGGCCUCUCGUCCUUCACCAUGAUUAUCCCCGUUCGCUGCUUCACCUGUGGGAAGAUUGUUGGGAACAAAUGGGAGGCGUAUUUAGGUCUUCUUCAAGCAGAGUAUACAGAAGGUGAUGCUCUUGACGCUCUGGGUUUGAAGAGAUACUGCUGUCGCAGGAUGCUUCUGGCUCACGUGGAUCUUAUUGAGAAGUUGUUGAAUUAUGCACCUCUGGAGAAGUGAGGAGCUUUAUGUGCAGCUGAAGAUGACAUUUAGCCUCUCCUCAUAUUUUCAAAGACUUGAUCCUAAUGGAAGAGAUACAAGUGUUGGGUUCAACCCAGACAUGGCUGGUUUAUUUGACAAUAUCUGAAGAAAGCUUAUGAUGUUGAAUUUUUUUUUUUUUUAUUAGCAUUUUGUUAAAUAAAGAUUGAAAUGUAUCUGUUGGGUGGUUCAUUACAUUAUUUAAAAUUUCACAAUAUAUUGGAAGAGCAAGUAUAAGCUGGAUACAUUCUUUGCUUCUCUUCACCUUCUUCUACUAGUGGUUUCAAUACAUUAAGGAAAUACAGUGUGGACUUCAUUGACUCUACAAUCUAGUGUAUGUUUUUUUUGUUUUAAAAAAAG
This is a messenger RNA of Labeo rohita (rohu), 706 nucleotides long. It is a transcript of the gene polr2l, whose product is annotated as RNA polymerase II, I and III subunit L. Gene Ontology annotation, cellular component: RNA polymerase III complex; RNA polymerase II, core complex; RNA polymerase I complex. Bases 125 to 328 code for a protein of 67 amino acids. The record is from RefSeq and is a predicted model, not a curated record. Gene Ontology annotation, biological process: tRNA transcription by RNA polymerase III; transcription by RNA polymerase I; transcription by RNA polymerase II. The transcript is spliced from 3 exons. Lineage: Eukaryota; Metazoa; Chordata; Actinopteri; Cypriniformes; Cyprinidae. Gene Ontology annotation, molecular function: DNA-directed RNA polymerase activity; DNA binding; zinc ion binding.